CAGGUCCUGGGGCAGCGGAGAGGAGGUCUCAAGAGGGGUGCCGAGGUGAUUGGAAGAUUGGAAGACUCUUGAAAGACCAGAUAGAUUUCGGAAACCAGAAACACUCCUGGGGAAAACCGGGGGCUCUAGGCGCGCACGAUUUCUUGGCACUAUCAGGGAGCGCUUGCAGGGUUGGUUCCAUGGGCAGGAUUCCGAGCUGCGAUUCCCUCCGGCCCCCUGGGAUUUGUUACCUUCUUAGUUCCUUGUUCGCCGGUAUGCUCUUACCACGGACUGUCGCCUUCAAUCUGGAUGUAAUGAACGCCCUGCGCAAGGAAGGCGAACCUGGCAGCCUCUUCGGCUUCUCGGUAGCCCUGCAUCGACAAUUACAACCCCAACCCCGGAGCUGGCUGCUGGUGGGUGCUCCCCAGGCCCUGGCUUUUCCUGGGCAGCAAGCAAAUCGCACUGGAGGCCUCUUUGCUUGUCCCCUGAGCCUAGACGAGAGGAACUGCUACAGAGUGGACAUUGACAGAGGAGCUGAUGUGCAAAAGGAAAGCAAGGAGAACCAGUGGCUGGGAGUCAGUGUUCGGAGCCAGGGACCCGGGGGCAAGAUUGUCACCUGUGCACACCGCUAUGAGUCUCGACAGAGAGUGGAUCAGAUCCUGGAGACUCGGGAUGUGAUUGGCCGCUGCUUUGUGCUAAGCCAGGACCUGGCCAUCCGUGACGAGCUAGACGGUGGGGAAUGGAAGUUCUGUGAGGGGCGCCCCCAGGGCCAUGAACAGUUUGGGUUCUGCCAGCAGGGCACAGCUGCCACCUUCUCCCCCGACAGCCACUACCUUGUCUUUGGGGCUCCAGGAACCUAUAACUGGAAGGGCACCGCCAGGGUGGAGCUCUGUGCCCAGGGCUCGACCGACCUGGCAGACCUGGACGACGGGCCCUACGAGGCAGGGGGAGAGAAAGACCAAGACCCCAGCCUCAUUCCGGUCCCUGCCAACAGCUACUUUGGUUUCUCCGUCGACUCUGGGAAGGGUCUCUUGCGUGCGGAAGAGCUGAGUUUUGUGGCAGGGGCUCCCCGUGCCAACCACAAGGGGGCUGUGGUCAUUCUGCGCAAGGAUAGCGCCAGCCGGCUGAUACCCGAGGUCGUGCUAUCUGGGGAGCAGCUGACCUCUGGCUUUGGCUACUCUCUGGCUGUGGCUGAUCUCAACAAUGACGGCUGGCCCGACCUGAUUGUGGGGGCCCCUUACUUCUUUGAGCGCCAAGAAGAGCUGGGAGGUGCCGUGUAUGUGUACCUGAACCAGGGUGGCCACUGGGCACAUGUCUCCCCUCUGCGGAUCUGUGGCUCCCCCGACUCUAUGUUUGGAAUCAGCUUGGCUGUCCUGGGGGACCUCAACCAAGAUGGCUUCCCAGAUAUUGCUGUGGGAGCUCCCUUUGAUGGAGAUGGGAAAGUCUUUAUCUACCAUGGGAGCAGCCUGGGGGUGGUUGUCAAGCCCUCACAGGUGCUGGAGGGCGAAGCCGUGGACAUCAAGAGCUUUGGUUACUCCCUGUCUGGGGGCCUGGAUGUGGAUGAAAACUACUACCCAGACCUGCUCGUGGGCUCCCUGGCUGAUACUGCCGCGCUGUUCAGGGCUAGACCUGUUCUUCACGUCUCCCAAGAGAUCUUCAUUGCUCCGAGAGCCAUCGACCUAGAACAACCCAACUGUGCUGAUGGACUCUUGGUUUGUGUGGACAUAAGGAUCUGCUUCAGCUACGUUGCUGUGCCCAGUAGCUACAACCCUACUGUGGCCCUGGAUUACACCUUAGAUGGGGACACGGACCGGAGGCUCCGGGGCCAGGUUCCACGAGUGACUUUCCUGAGCAGAGGCCCGGAUGACCUGAAGCACCAGUCCUCGGGCACUGUGUGGUUAAAGCGCCAACAAGACCGAGUGUGUGGGGACACUGUGUUCCAGCUGCAGGAAAAUGUCAAAGACAAGCUUCGGGCUAUUGUGGUGACCCUGGAAUAUAGUCUCAACAGCCCUCAGCAAGCUCCUGACCAGGGGCUCCCCCCUGUGGCUCCCAUCCUCAAUGCUCACCAGCCUAGCACCCAAAGGACAGAGAUUCACUUCCUGAAGCAAGGCUGUGGUGACGAUAAGAUCUGUCAGAGCAACCUGCAGCUGGUGCAGGCCCGGUUCUGUUCCCGGAUCAGCGACACCGAGUUCCAACCUCUGCCCAUGGCUAUGGAUGGGACAACGGCCCUGUUUGCGCUGAGUGGGCAGCCGUUCAUAGGCCUGGAACUCACCGUCACCAACCUGCCCUCGGACCCGGCCCAGCCUCAGGCAGAUGGGGAUGACGCCCAUGAAGCCCAGCUCCUGGUCACCCUACCGGCCUCCUUACGCUACUCAGGCGUUCGAGCCCUGGAUUCUGUGGAGAAGCCGCUCUGCCUGUCUAAUGAGAAUGCCUCUCAUGUUGAGUGUGAGCUGGGGAACCCUAUGAAGAGAGGUGCCCAGGUCACUUUCUACCUCAUCCUUAGCACCUCUGGAAUCACUAUUGAGACCACGGAGCUGGAGGUGGAGCUGCUAUUGGCCACGAUCAGUGAGCAGGAGCUGCACCCAGCCCUUGUUCGAGCUCAAGUCUUCAUUGAGUUACCACUGUCCAUUUCAGGGGUGGCCACUCCCCAGCAACUCUUCUUCUCUGGCGAGGUGAAGGGAGAGAGCGCCAUGCGAUCUGAGAGGGAUGUGGGCAGCAAGGUCAAGUAUGAGGUCACGGUCUCCAAUCAAGGACAGUCGCUCAACACUCUGGGUUCGGCCUUCCUCAACAUCAUGUGGCCCCACGAGAUUGCCAAUGGGAAGUGGCUGCUGUACCCCAUGCGGGUGGAGCUGGAGGGAGGACAGGGGCCUGGGAAGAAAGGGAUCUGCUCUCCAAGACCCAACAUCCUCCGCCUGGAUGUGGACAGCAGGGAUAGGAGGCGGCGAGAGCUGGAACCACUGAGGCCAGAGGAGCCUCCAGAGAAGCUGGAGCCCAGCACAUCCUGGUGGCCAGUAUCCUCUGCCGAGAGAAAGAGAAACAUCACCCUGGACUGUGCCCAGGGCACGGCCAAGUGUGUGGUGUUUAGCUGCCCGCUCUACAGUUUUGAUCGAGCGGCCGUGCUACAUGUCUGGGGUCGGCUCUGGAACAGCACCUUUCUGGAGGAGUACAUAGCCGUGAAGUCCCUGGAAGUCAUCGUCCGAGCCAACAUCACAGUGAAGUCCUCUAUCAAGAACUUGUUGCUCAGAGAUGCAUCCACAAUGAUCCCGGUGAUGGUGUACUUGGACCCUGUGGCUGUGGUCGCAGAAGGAGUCCCUUGGUGGGUUAUCCUCUUGGCAGUGCUGGCUGGGCUGCUGGUGCUGGCCCUGUUGGUGCUGCUGUUGUGGAAGCUGGGAUUCUUCAAGCGCGUAAAGCACCCGGAGGCCACUGUGCCCCAGUACCACGCAGUGAAGAUCCUUCGGGAAGACCGACAGCAGUUCAAGGAAGAGAAGACAGGCACCAUCCAGAGGAGUAACUGGGGCGGCACCCAGUGGGAGGGUUCUGACGCCCGCCCCAUCCUAGAUGCCGAUGUGGCUCCUGAUGGAACUCCGGUGCCAGCCUCUGCUUAACUUCCCUUAUUCCAGGCCUGGCCUUUGAAUCCCUUCCACCCUUUCCCAAGAUGGGCUUCUUGGGAUGGAAAUAGUGGGGUGGGUUGUUGGCGUCACAUCGAGAUACGGCAGACUCUACUUCCUCAGGGGCACAGACCUCUCCCGCCGUGAGAACCACCCCUCCAACUUCCCCUUAGAAUGCUGUGAGACGAGGGGGCGGGGCGUAUCAGGGAUGGGCUGUGGGCGUGGCUGGAAGGAUGGGAAUGCAGGAUGGGGAGUAGGGGUCCGAUCUCCUUCUCUCAUCCACCCUGAAUAGCAUGUCUUCCCCAAAGUGCCUUAGACAGAGGGUCAGGGAAGAGAGCGUGUCGCUGUCUCUUGUUGCUGUCUCAGGGGCUCUUCCUUACCUAAUCCUCGCUGUCCUCUGACCUUAGUGUGCUGUACCAGCCUAGUGGUUUUUGUCUAUUUAUUAAAAAGAAUUUGACAAUAAAAAAAAAAAACGCU
Messenger RNA from Microtus ochrogaster (prairie vole), 4064 nucleotides. RefSeq names its product integrin subunit alpha 7 (gene Itga7). Gene Ontology annotation, biological process: cell-matrix adhesion; cell-cell adhesion; cell adhesion mediated by integrin. Gene Ontology annotation, molecular function: integrin binding. NCBI's taxonomy places the organism in Eukaryota, Metazoa, Chordata, Mammalia, Rodentia, Cricetidae. The record is from RefSeq and is a predicted model, not a curated record. Gene Ontology annotation, cellular component: external side of plasma membrane; integrin complex.